Messenger RNA from Pygocentrus nattereri (red-bellied piranha), 3769 nucleotides. It is a transcript of the gene ccdc6b, whose product is annotated as coiled-coil domain containing 6b. The record is from RefSeq and is a predicted model, not a curated record. The transcript has 9 exons. The coding region runs from base 43 to 1398 and encodes 451 amino acids. Lineage: Eukaryota; Metazoa; Chordata; Actinopteri; Characiformes; Serrasalmidae.
ACCCACCCUCCCUGCCUCCCUGUCUCACGCUGUUCAGUGAUCAUGGCGGACAGUGCGAGUGAGAGUGAUACGGACGGUGCGGGCAGCAGCAGUUCUUCUGCAGCCCCUCAGUGCCCGUCCUCGUCUUCCACCAAGCCGGGCAUCGUGAUUUCUCCCUUUCGCCUGGAGGAGCUGACGAACCGCCUGGCGUCCCUGCAGCAGGAGAACAAAGUGCUGAAAAUCGAGCUGGAAACGUUCAAGCUGAAGUGCAAAGCGCUGCAGGAGGAGAACCGCGACCUGCGCAAAGCCAGCGUCACCAUCCAAGCGAGGGCAGAACAAGAAGAGGAGUUCAUCAGUAACACGCUGUUCAAGAAGAUCCAGGCUCUGCAGAAGGAGAAAGAAACACUAGCUGUCAAUUAUGAAAAAGAAGAAGAAUUCCUCACCAACGAGCUGUCUCGAAAACUUAUGCAACUACAACAUGAGAAAGCUGAGCUGGAGCAGCACUUGGAGCAGGAGCAGGAGUUCCAAGUUAAUAAACUGAUGAAGAAGAUCAAGAAGCUGGAGAAUGACACCAUCUCCAAACAGCUCACCUUAGAACAGCUCAGGAGAGAGAAGAUUGACUUGGAAAACACAUUGGAGCAAGAGCAAGAAGCACUGGUCAACCGACUGUGGAAGCGAAUGGACAAGCUGGAAGCUGAGAAAAGGAUUCUUCAGGAGAAGCUCGACCAGCCCGUCUCCGCUCCUCCUUCCCCCAGGGACAUCUCUAUGGAGAUUGACUCUCCGGAGAACAUGAUGAGACACAUCCGCUUCCUAAAGAGUGAGGUGGAGAGGCUGAAGAAGAACCUGCGCACUGCCGAACUGCAGCACACAGAGAAGCGGGCCCAGUACAUUGAGGAGGAGCGGAUCAUGCGGGAGGAAAACAUUCGAUUGCAGAGGAAGCUGCAGCGGGAGGUGGAGCGGCGUGAGGCUCUAUGCCGGCAGCUCUCGGAGAGUGAGUCCAGCCUGGAGAUGGACGAUGAGAGGUACUUCAAUGAAAUGUCAGCCCAAGGCCUUCGGCCCCGUACUGUGUCCAGCCCAAUCCCUUACACGCCUUCCCCGAGCUCCAGCAGACCAAUAUCACCAGGACUCUCAUACGCCAGUCACACAGUGGGUUUUACUCCACCGGCCACACUGACCCGGGCAGGCAUGUCCUACUACAAUACGCCGGGCCUGCACGUGCAUGUGGGGGGCUCACAUGGCAUCGCAAGACCAUCCCCGAGAAGAAGCAACAGUCCAGACAAGUUCAAGCGUCCAACGCCCCCUCCUUCACCCAACACGCAGGCCGGAGUGCAGCCUGGGCCACCUCCCCCUCCGCCCCCAGUGCAGGCAGUACCAUCGCAGCAGCCACAGCAUGCAAUGCAGCAGUCCUCGCAGCCAUAGAGCAAGAGUUGCUGCACAACCAUUGGAAUGGACUCAGACCAGAGCUACUGUAUUACCACCAAGCCAAAGGCUUAACUAUCCUAUGUACAUGGAGUUGACAUCUUUCUCUUGCACUGAGAAUCAUAUAGGCUUCACUGUUAUUCUGUAUUGUGUUCAUGGUUUUGUUGGUCGUUUUGUUUUCGAAUGCAGUUCAGCGGUCUCGUGGCAUCAAUCGCAACACUAAACCUGCUUGGUUUUUUUUCGUUAUGCUAGAACUUGUUUUUUUUGAGAGCACAGGGUCUCAUUUAAAAAAAAAAAAGGGAACAAGUUGAUCCAUUACACCCCAGAUCUGAAAUGGGAGAGGUUUUAGCUGGCCUACAGCAUGUGCCUGUGUAUGAACCGCUUUCUGUGUGAGCCCUGCAUCUGCUUUGCUUACGGACAGGUAGAUUAACACAAGGUACUUGUAAGGAGGAGGAGAGAUGCUCGAUGAAAACAUCUGCAGUGACUUUCACUUUUUUUUCAUAUACGAGUCUUCUAACGUUAACGUACUAGACGGGGCAGCCGGUGGGGAGCUGCUGAAAAUUGCAGUUAAGUGCACCAUAUGGGUUGGUGUAGAGUGCAGCUAAUGGCCUUUAAGGGAUGCAGAGGAGCAAUGGCGUUGAUUUGGCAACCGUUGCCCCCACGUCACUCUUUGCGCACUUGCUCAAAUGGCAGAUUAGACGGAGGCUCGUGGCAACAGAGCCUGUUGCAAUUAUGCCUCGUGGAAAAAACCCACUCACGCAGGAAUAUGCAUUUGUUACCUGCUUCAAGCGCAUGCGUUAAAUGCAGCAGGUGCCCCAGCCUGGCUUUUUUGGCUAUGGGUGUGAAAGCAUCCUUAUUCGCUCAAAGGGAGAGAGAAUGGUUUACUUAAGUGCUGCUGUUUGUGUAUUGCACAAUUUGUGUGCAGCCGUCUGACUGUAGUCCUGUGGACGCUUUGUAAUAGAAACGUUUGUUGCUUUCGGUGUCGCUGCACACGUUUGAUUGAAAUGACUUGGUCUAGAUAAAAAGAGGAAGAGAGGUGCAAGACUAGUACGUUGGUUCUUGUUCCCAAUUCACCGCCACGUCUUUCCCUAAACAGUAUCUGUAACUGGUACCACUGUGACCCCCCCUCCUCCCUCCUUCUCCCCCAGAAUGUGUUCUGUAUAACAUUACAUUUGCAUUUACAGCAUUUAGCAGACGCUGUUAUUCAGUGCUUUGUUGUCUACUCAGAGAAAGUAUCUUUGCUAGUUACACAUAGGUUAGAAAGCCAAUCCUGAGCUCAGAUAUCGCUGGAAACAAAAGCCCAUGUUGAUACCUAGAGAAAAAGAAGCCGAAUUAAACAAGGUGCAAUACAUUAUAUUUCCAUAAGUGCAGCACAUUACAAUAAAAUACUUAUAAAUAACAAAUAUAACACAGUGUGGAUUGACUUUGAAAAAUUUCAAAGAUUUGUGCUGCAUAUCUCCUCAAGGCAUCAGCUCGCUGAGAGAAAGUGUAAAUAGACAUAUCUUCGUUUUGUAAGAUUUGCAAAAUGCCCUUUUUGAAAUGUUUCACAUUGUGUCCAUGACUAGUUUGUGUUGUGUGAUCUUGUCUUAGACCUUCUUGUCCAUGGGUGGCAUUAGUUUUGACUUGUUUUUACGAUUUAUUCCACCUUACCAAAUGCCUGUCAGUUAAUGCAGCUAAAAUGCAGAACAAGAUACACAGCACUUACUGUAUAUUGUGGAAAAUGCUAAUUUAUUACAAAAAAAAAAAGACAAAAGAUCAAAAGAACAUCUGCUAAAUAAAGAUACAAUAACUGGUACUAAGCGGUUCCAUUGUAGUUAAGGCACAGAUGUUUAGAGCGAUUCUAUGUUCCAAAGGACGCUGUUGGUGGUGUUACGCUUCUGGAGCGUUGCUACGCCACCACCAUCUUCGCCCCUGCUGUGUUCACUAUGAAACGCAGCGUGGCGUUAGGACAACUGUCUCGAAACAAAGUGUGUUUGCAGUUCAUAGGUGUAUUUUUUCUUUUCUUUUCCCUCGUGAAUGAUUCCUCAUAAUACCCUGGAAACCAGGGAUGAUUUUUCUAUUUGUUGUUUUUAUUCAUUUCAAUGUAAAUAUUCUUUUUAUUGUGGGGAAAAAAAGUAAUUUUACCACAAUGUGUUCAAAUACAUUUCAGUUUUGUGUUCAAGAUUUUCCAGAACUCAGAUUCCGUUGUUUUUUUUUUCUCCCAUUGUUUUCUUUUCAGGACUGUUGACAAAUGAAUGUAACGUAUGUGUUUAACUGCUAUCUUUAAUGGAUGGAACACCUUUGAGCCUUAACUCACUGUGGUAUUGCUAAAUGUAAGCAUUAUCUAGCUUAUCCCCACAUCAAAUAAUUAAAGCCUUAAUAUGUGGUACCA